Molecule: messenger RNA, 826 nt
Organism: Corylus avellana
Lineage: Eukaryota; Viridiplantae; Streptophyta; Magnoliopsida; Fagales; Betulaceae
Product: cold, circadian rhythm, and RNA binding 1
Molecular function (GO): RNA binding
Source: RefSeq, a predicted model, not a curated record
GCUCCUUCAUUACUCGCACUUUCCUGAGAGAUCCCUCUCAAUUUCCUAUUUUCCCUUCCUAUCCCUUUUCUAGGUUUUACUCUCAGCUAUGUCUGCCGAAGUUGAAUACAGAUGCUUUGUCGGCGGGCUCGCCUGGGCCACCGAUGACGAGGCCCUGCAGCGAGCCUUUUCUCCCUAUGGCGAUAUCCUUGAAUCGAAGAUUAUCAACGACCGCGAGACCGGUAGGUCCAGAGGCUUCGGAUUCGUGACCUUCGGCAACGAGAAGGCGAUGAGGGAUGCGAUCGAAGGUAUGAACGGUCAGAACCUCGACGGUCGUAACAUUACCGUCAACGAAGCCCAAUCCCGUGGAAACGGAGGAGGUGGCGGCGGCGGCGGUUAUGGCGGUAGCCGUAGCGGUGGUGGUUACGGAGGCGGUGGACGCCGUGAAGGAGGUGGUGGUUAUAGCCGAGGCGGUGGUGGAGGUGGUUACGGUGGUGGUGGUGGCGGCUACGGUGGUGGCGGUAGCGGCGGAGGCGGUUAUGGUGGUAGCCGUGACCGUGGAUACGGUGACAGCGGUGGUUCGAGGUAUUCUUCCAGGGGUGGCGGCGGCAGUGAAGGCAGCUGGAGGAGCUGAAUGAUUUGCUUAGCGUUUAUUUAGGCUUUUGAUGAUUUGUGUUCUCGUUGAUUUGAGUGUUGGUGCUCUGGCUCGUUCUGGUUCUCUAUGUUAUGGCUUUCAGUUUGGUGCUCUCUUUUUUGACCGAUGGUUCCCGUGUUCCGAGGUUAUGUUACCCAAAAAUGUGAAAGAAAAUUACUUUAAUGAAAUGAAGUAUAUAUGUUCUUUCGAAUA